AUGUCCGUUUUUGAUUUCUUGAAAUUGGACAAAUUUAAACAUGACAUUCGCGUUGAUACCCAACAUUGUAACCGGUAUAUGGCCAAAGAGGACACUCCCGAAAAGAAAGUAGUCUUUACUGUGCAUUUGCCAUAUAAAUGCCUUCGUACGUGGCACGAAGCUCGACAACAAGCAUUGGCCCAAAAUAUAGCAUGCACGUAUGUGGAAAUUCUUAAUGCAAUUCUCUCCGAAGAAACAGGAUUGAAAUUGAGAGAAGAUAAUGAACGCAUCGAAGGGCGCUUAAGAAGAGAAUGUGGCCAGAUAGUAAGGAAAUCUUCUGAAAAACGUGGAUCGAGUCACCGAAAGCUUUUCGAGAAAGAACUGAAGCUUGCGGUUCAACUUGAUGAUUUGGCAUCAAUGGCUGAGCUAGAGAAGAAACUGGCCUCCGAACAGCUCAAGAAUAAGGACUUGGAGAAACGCUGUGAAGACUUGGUCAAGGAACUGUUCAAAGCACAGGAUGCGGAGAGAAUGGCAAGCGAAAAUUUUGCCAGAGCAGAAGAAGAAAUUGCUAACCUUAAAAAUGAAAAUCAAAAUCUUCACGACUAUCUCGAAGGUCUUGGUCAAAACGUGGGAUUUUCCAACAGUGGGAAAAAAAUUACAGAGACUGGAGAUCGCCAACAAAGAAGGAAACUGAAGGAGCUGAAAAGAAACGUGGAGAAAGCUCUAUGGUUUGCCAAGACAUUUGGAUUGGACUUGCAAAACGUAAGCUUCACUGAUGAAAAUGGUGUCAGCCACACAUUGUCAUACAAUGGCAAUGAGAAGAGAGGUUAUAAGGACUUGCCUGAAGAAGAAAGGCAGAAAGUGAGGAACAUUUUGUUUAUCCUUGAUAAAUUUUGUAUCGGAGAGGCUGCCUACCAUGAACUCACAAUGGUAUCGCCAGACAGUGACCUGCCUCGGUCAUAUCUUAUAAAACAGUGCAAAGAAGAUUUGAAGAGUAUCUGCCACAUAACAAGAACCCCGGGCUCAGCACAAGGAGCUCAGAUUGAUUUCAUAAAGGAGCUGCAGUCUGUUAUUCAAAAGAAGGUAUGUAUAUAAAUGCAACAGUUACAUUAAUAUUUACAAGUAAUGAGCCAAAUACACCCGGUAGAGUACUGGUGAUUAACUCAUUAACUGGCAAUGCGCUCUGCUUUUGUAUUUACUCUGUCUAACGCCAGACGAUUUUACUCGUCAGUAGUAGAGUACUACCAGUAAAUAUUUGGGUUGACAAACCAAUCUGCCAAUGUCUCUUAUUAAUUCAUCAAGUGGCAAUCAGGCCUGAAAAUAAAUCUUGUAACUGACAAAAGGCAAUAUAGAGCAAAUAUACUUUUCCAUGGUCCUUGAAAUAAAAGAAGCCAAUGAAAAGCUUUUGCUACAAUUAUGCCACUGGUCAAUUUAUACGAAAUCAAGUCCUAAAUUUUACAGCAUUUUCACAUGUGUAACAUACACAUGAUGCAUAAUUUGAAGUAUUGCAGUGAAAUCUUGAAUGCAAGUUUCACCAAUACCGGUAGCUGUAUACUGUAAUUUAAUAUACUGUUCAGCAAAAAACCAGUUGUGCCGGACAAUUACCUUUUCGUACCGGAGAAUGUCUGUGACCGGCCGCUCAUUUUCAGGCUUGCUGGCAACGCACCCAAAUGCACCCUGUCGAAUAAGUUUACUAGAAAUAUUGCAAUUAAAAUUUAUUUCAGAUUCAACAAAAUACAAUUGACAUAGAUGACCCAUCUUUAACAUUGAAGAUAAAGCUCUCUGGAGAUGGAGCUAAAAUGACUAGACUAACAAAUUUUGUAGUCAUAUCAUUUGCUGUCUUGGAUAGCGAAGCUGACAUGAUGUCAUCAAAAGGUAUAUGUAAGAAAAGAGUUAUGUGGGCAUAUUAAUUGAACAAUGUUAGACUACCCAGCCAUUCAAAUUCUACUCUAAAUCUAAUCCUGAUCCUACAUCCAUACCUACCCCUAUUUGACUAAUUUGUGUAUAUAUCCCAUUGAGCUAUAAUGUGCCCCAGUGUGCCCAUUUUUUUUUCCUGUCCAAUGCCAGACAAUUUUACUUGUCAAUGGGGAAGCUCUGCAGCUUAAUGGGAUAUAAUGAAUAUCUGGAGCACUUUUAAAUUUUGUCGGUAAAACUAUAUUUAUCUUUAUUAUAAUCUCAAUUUAUCUCAAGGGAAUCACACAAUUGCCAUAAUAAAAGGCCAAGAGUCUUAUGACUUACUACAGCAGUCAUGCUCAAGUUUACUGAAGCAAGUGAACAAGCUACUUGAAGCCAAGAAAUUAACCGUGAAUGGAAAAGACAUUCCAGUUGAUAUUUAUCUUGGUGGAGACUACAAGGUACUGUAGUCUUACACACUAGUCUUACGGCUUCAGUGUUGCAGUGGUUAGCACAACUCUGAAUGUAGUAAUCAAAUUAGACCUUAUGCAUAAUGACGUCACAACACUUGAUACCAGCAAGGAAUGUUGAUCUUAGUAGUCAUCAACCAGGAAAAUUAAACAAUUCAACAUGGCCACUAUCGGAACCUUCCCUGGCGAUGACUAUUAAGACCGGCAUUCCUCGAAGGCAUCAAGCCUUGUGACGUCAUUAUUUAACUAAUGAAACAGUUUCAUGUCCUUUUUGUUUUCCUAAUGUUUAGUUUCUCCUACUCAUACUGGGUAUGAAGUCAGCAACAAGUGAUUAUGCUUGUAUUUGGUGUAAGAUUUUCAAGUUGGACAGGUAUUUAGAGUGUUAGUUUGAUGAUUGGUUAUUCAACUACCUGAGAAAGAGAAAACAAAUUCUUUGACAUUUCAAGCAAUUAGGCCCUUUGUUAAGAAGUUGGUGAACUUUGCUAAGAAGUUAGUCGCUCACUUCUUGACAAAGAGCCUUUGCUCGAAAUGCCAAUUAAUUUGUUUUCUAUUUUUCAGGUUGUUGAAUAACUGACACUUCUUGUGUCACUAUCUACACUGGUGGUGUCUGGCACCCUUCUUGCAAGUGUAAAUUUAGAAUGUUAACCCUUUAAUUUACAAUCCUCAUCGAGAAGAAAGUGUUGAACUUUAAUUGACUGAAUGGCAAUGCACCUAAAUGUGACCCACCUCAGUCUGUAUUAUGCCCGAUGAAUGAAGAGAAACACAGAAACAUGAAAAUUCUAUUCUUAGCAUUGUGUUGCAUCAUGAUCUUGUUUUACAUUUAGGUAUGACAUGUCAAAGCCAAUUGACUAUUACUGGCAGGCUAAGUUGGCCAGAACGUUCGAAGAAAUGCGGGAACAGGCCAAGAGCUGCAAAUUCUCAUGUGAGCACAGACCACUAAUUAACAUCGCAUUAGAAAAUGUGGUCUUAGAUGAACUCCAUUUAAUGCUUCGAAUUACUGGUAAGUUAAACCUAUCUUGUUUUCAUUAUUUCACAGGUAUUUAAUUAAUUUAAAGCACUGAACAGAGUUGUCACUCCUACAAUUAUCUAGUCUACAGCUGCUACUGUAUUUUAUAUUAAUUGUCUAUGGCGAAAGGGAAAAGCCUAGACUAUGUAGACUGCACCUCAGUUCAGUUUCACAAUCAUUCGUGCACAUGAAUUAUAUAUUGAUGUAAAAGCUUUGGCAAAUUUGGGUCGGGUUGAAUGAAAAAGUCUGGCGAAAUUCACUGUUCGCAGGCCUAAACUGAAAACCCUGUAGAAAGCAAUGGUAAGUUACUAGAUGCAAUGUACCCUGGCUUCUGUAUUGUUUUAUUCUGCCUUACAUUAUUAGAGGAUUUACCUAUCUUGGGCAAUUGGGUAGAUAACCAAUAAUACUCAAGGAUUUCAAAUUAAUUAUCUUAGUAUUUCAAUUGAUUGUUCAAAAGAUUUACAAUCAUGUUAGUGAAAUGAAAUUGUUUAUUUAAUUUUUAAUAAUGACACAUUAUUUACAGAUAAAUUAACAGACAACCUGGUAAGAGAUGCCAUUGAGUGGGACAGGAAAGACAACCUGAACAAACCACCGAAUCAAAGAACAGCCAAGCAUGUGGAUGAUCUUGUAGGUGCAAUCAAUAGUUGCGGAGUUACUUUCAACAUUUGGGAAAAGAUGGAUGCUGAUGGAAGAGGCAGUGGAAUUUCCGAUUUCACUAGUUUGAUGGGAUCAGACAAAAAACUCCUUCUAAACAAAUUGCCAAACAAGCUUGGAGCUGUUACAAGACCAGAAAUUAGUGAGACUGUUGUGAAGAUCUGGAAGGUUUGUACUAUCAUGAGUACACUGUAUAAAGCUAAUAUCCACACUGCAACUAAGUACACCAACUGUUUUUUUUUCUCUUAGGAGUUUGCAGAACUAUACGUCCUCUUAGUAACAGAUAACCCAAGCAGUGGCGAUAUUACCAAAUACUUUCAGAAGGUAAAUAUCCUAUUUGUACAUUUGUGCAAUUAAGCCAUUAAGUGCCAGUGCUCUCCCCUUGACUAGUAAAAUCGUCUGGCGUUAGACAGAGUGAAUUACUAAAGUAGGUGCAUCAGGGUGCAAUGCGACUCUAUGGGUUAAUGCAUAAUUAAUUUCCUCAUGUUUAGCACAGACCCAGGCUGCAGCAUCUUGUAAGUAAUCAGUAUCGCCUUGCAGCAUAUUGCAAUUUUCUACACUAAUGUCUUCCAUUUAGGCUACUUCCUGGAUAAGGCUGUUUCUAACACUCAGUGGAAAAGCCAUGGGAUACGAGUCGGGAAGGGUGACACCUUACAUGCAUGCCAUGGUCUAUCAUGUGCCAAGAUUCAUGGAGAAAUGCAAAGGCGUUCGAAAAUUCACUGGACAAGGUGGGUAGUCAUAUAUGCCUUUCUUUAAAAACAGCAUCUCAUUUUUACAGUUUGCCCCAUUUAUGCCCUCACAGUCAAAAUUAUUUAAAUCCGUUUUUUUUUCUAAUCAAACAAUUAAUUUUCCUCUGCUGUAUGCUUUGUGUUGCUCAUCAACCAAGAUUCUCAUCAACCAAGACAGUACAUUUCUUUCAAUUACUAUGAUUUACAGUAAACUCAGUGGCAUCUUUGCUUUUUUGUUAGGUGUUGAAAAACUAAAUGAUGUGUGCAGAAGAGUGCAUCUGCAUCGAUCAAAUAAAUGGGAUGCUGCAAAAGAUGUUCUGCUGGUUGGGAAGAGAAUGGAGCAUCUGGCAGACUGUGAAAGGGGAGUCAGGGAAUACAAGAAGCAGAACCUGGAUUACUGGGAAGAAGGCAUCAAAGAGUCUCGAGCUAAGCGCCACAGGGUUUGCAUGCAGCCAGCUGAAGUUGGACACUUAGACUUUGAGAUGCUCAACAAUUUGACAGUUGACGAAAUUAAGCUAAGGCUUAAAAACGUGGGGGUCAAAACCCGGUAUAGGUGUAAGAAGAAGCUAAAAGAACUCCUCGUUAAUACACUGGAAGAUAAGGAAAAUGCAAUACUUUAG
Messenger RNA from Paramuricea clavata, 5350 nucleotides. The record is from the annotation of a GenBank genome assembly. NCBI's taxonomy places the organism in Eukaryota, Metazoa, Cnidaria, Anthozoa, Malacalcyonacea, Plexauridae.